Molecule: messenger RNA, 1785 nt
Organism: Momordica charantia (bitter melon)
Lineage: Eukaryota; Viridiplantae; Streptophyta; Magnoliopsida; Cucurbitales; Cucurbitaceae
Product: protein IQ-domain 26
Molecular function (GO): protein binding; metal ion binding
Source: RefSeq, a predicted model, not a curated record
CUGCAAAAUGUUGAGUUUGUAACAAAUCCUUCACUGUGUCUCUCUCCUUAAAUUACACCUGGGUUUCUUUCUCAUCUUUUGAAUAAAAAAUUUCUUUUUUUUUUCUCUCUCUUUGGGAAAUAACUACUUGGGCUUGAUUUUAGUAUCUUUGGAAAUGGGUUGCUCUUCUCUCUCUAGUUACCCAAAUGCUAAAAAUAGACACUUUCGACUUCUAGUGUUGGGUUCUCAAUAAAACCCCCAUCUUUCAAGUUUUGACAUAAUGCUUACGUUCUAAGCCCUCUCUCUCUCUCUCUCUCUCUCUCUCUAGGAUCGUCAUUUUUGGUGGGUUUUGCUUUGAUUUGAUUCUCUCUCUAAGAUGGGGAAGGCUACAAGAUGGUUGAAGGGUCUAUUGGGGAUGAAAAAAGAGAAGGACCCAUCUGGGAUUUCGAAUUCCACGGCGGUCGCCGGCGCCGGCGACAGAAAGGAGAAGAAAAGGUGGAGCUUUGCGAAGUCCGGCAGGGAUUCCGGCCACCCAAUUCAAGCCUCUCCUCUGCAGGACUCUGCUUGGUUGAGAUCCUACAUUUCUGAUUCGGAGAAAGAGCAGAACAAGCACGCAAUUGCGGUGGCCGCUGCCACCGCCGCCGCCGCAGACGCCGCCGUGGCGGCGGCUCAGGCGGCGGUCGCCGUCGUCAGACUUACAAGCCAGGGAAGAGGGUCUCUGUACAUCACCGGAAGAGAUAGAUGGGCAGCUGUGAAGAUUCAAACAGUAUUCAGGGGCUUUUUGGCUAGAAAGGCCCUGAGAGCUCUUAAAGGGCUGGUUAAAUUGCAGGCUGUGGUGAGGGGAUUUCUUGUGAGGAAAAGAGCUGCUGCUACUCUUCACAGUAUGCAGGCUCUUUUUCGAGCUCAAACUGCAGUUAGGACUCAAAGAGCUCGAAGAUCUUUCAACAAAGAGAACAGGUUUAUCCCUGAGAUUCGGCCCCGAAAAUCUGCGGAACGGUUUGAUGAAUCAAGAAGUGAAUUCCAUAGCAAGAGGUUGUCAGUAGCAUCAUCCUACGAAACCUGCAUCAACUCAUUGGAUGAGAGCCCGAAAAUUGUCGAAAUCGACACCUACAGAACCCGAUCGAGGUCCCGUAGGUUCAUCUCCGCUGCAUUGUCCGAAUGCGGGGGAGAUGAUGUUCCACUCCAAACAAUCUCUUCGCCAUCGCCAUGUCCGAAUCGACCUCGUGUGCCCGAUUGCCAUAAUGUUGUUCUUCGUGACUUCGAAUGGUGCUUAAUGGGCGACGACUGCAAGUUCCCCACAGCUCACAGCACACCCCGGCUAUCGAAUUCUUUCGCUGCCUCCGCCAACGUGCCAGUCACGCCGUCGAAGAGUGUGUGCGGGGACAGCUUCUUCCGACCGUACAUGAACUACCCGAAUUAUAUGGCGAACACGCAGUCGUUUAAGGCGAAAUUGAGGUCUCAAAGCGCCCCAAAGCAGAGGCCAGAGCCAGGGUCCAAGAAGAAGCUCUCAUUGAAUGAAAUAAUGGCAGCAAGAAGCAGCUUAAGCAGUGUAAAAAUGCAGAGACCAAGCAAUCAAAUGCUCCAAGAAGAAGAAGAAGAGGAAGAAGAAGAAGAAUUUGGUUUUUGAGUGAUCUGUUAGUGAAAUGGAUCCUCUGUGUUUGUUUGUUUGUUUAAUCUUAAACAAAAAAUGGGAUAGAAGAAGUUGAAAUCUGUCUCAAAGCUUUGUUUUUUUUUUCUCCUUCCCACAUUUUACUGUUAAAUUUGAAUGAAUGAAUGAGAUAGAUACCAACAAAGGGAGCUUGUAAA